AUGAAUAUUCUACCUUGGAGAAAGAAGAAUGCCUCCUCCGUUGCUGUGAACGAGCACCCCAGAGACGCCUUAUUCAAAGACGACGACCAUCUCGUUCAAAAAUUGGGCGCGAACUUGGAGGAGAACCCACGGAUUUUAGAAGUCAAGUUUGGCGAAAGCUUUGGAAUUCGCGGCCGUUUAUUGCGUACUCUAGCAGAACAAGAUCUACUUGGUAUAGGUCCCCCGGAUAUGGCUCACGUGACUCAAUUCGACAGAUUCCAUCAGACUGAAACUGGAGAGUACCACUACUUGACAGGGCUCGAUACUUCCUCAGAGGCUACGCCUAUUGCAUACUUGAAUACCCUGAAGUUAGCUGGGGGCUCUUCAAAGAAUAAAAAUCGCGUGAGUACUUACUGCUGUACGAACGUCUUUAGUAAUGUUGACAUUAGAAUUCGUUAUGAAUCGCCGAAGCAUUAUCAAAUUAAUGUCAUAGACUGCAUUUCAGGCUCUAGCAACAUCCAGCUGACACCUGCUUUAUGGGAGGAAGCGUUCGUUAGCGGCUUUGUUCGCUCCAUCAUCACUAACAUGGAUCGGGAACGUAAAUUACCAGGUCUCGUUGAGUUACCAUUCGCAUUGGAAAACGGCUUGGCUUACUGCAAAAAGUGCAUCAGCCUUGUAUGCCGCUACCUGCCACGCGGUCCUGAACUUGGCUGCGACAUGACAAAACACAGUUUUCCGUCUUACAAAAAUAACUACAUCCUUGAUUCACUACUGUCGUUACUUCAAGUUGCCAACAAAUUAAACGGAUUCGUGGUUGGAACUUUAGAAGACCUCUGUAUGCAGGAUCCUGAAAAUUCUGUUUGCUACAAAACAGCUAUGGCUGCCGUCUUAAUAAAGAGUGAAGCCAAGGACAUAGUAGCCAUCCAAACAAUAAACAGCUCUAUGCAGAACCUGUUUCCUAAUGGUUUAAAAGAUCUGGAACAAAGCCAACUCAUACACGCGGCUGAUCUCUUAAACCUACAGAUAGAUUUCUUAAUGGUAAGAGGAGACUUUGCUCUGGCGCUUCCGCUAGCUCAAAAGGUCACAUCCAUUUGCUCCGAUGGUUUUGAGGCAUGGAACAAGCUUGCCAGAUGCUAUGUUGAAUUAGGCAAUCAUGAGCAAGCAUUGUUCGCUAUCAAUUCAUUGCCUGCGCUUCCGUCCUCUGAUCCCUGCAAAGAUGCCAUGUUACAGGAGGCUGCAAAAGAACAUUUUUACAACAGGCCUUUAUGCUCCACUCCACGGUCACGCCUACAAUCUAAUGAAUAUCACUUCAUUUCCAGCACCCUUGGAUCGGUCAAGGAUCAUGACCUGACUUCUAUGAUAUAUGGAAGAAUCGUCAUGCCACCCCAAGCAAAGAGAGGCUGUAUCAAAGAGAUUUGGGAAGGGCCAUGCGUCGAGCUAGGUCCAAUUUAUGGCCCUCAAAGCAAAAAUCUAAUCAAUUUCGUUUCACCGCAGGAAGUGGCUUCUCUGGGCGACAAGAAUUUGCUGGCACGAAACUCGAUGGCCAGCCAACUCAGCUGGUCCAUGACGUGUGCUUACGACCUGCUUGUGCAUAUCAUUUCGAAAAUAGGCUGGAAUUCGCUGCUUGAGCUGCGUUCUAGUAUUUUUGUAAUGGAAAGAGAAAGAGGACUUGGAGAUGCUGGGGUUCUGCGGCCCGAAUUUAAAGCAAAACGGCUCUGCGAAAAAUGGCUGGAUCAGCUGUUUCUUAACCUUUACGAAGACCUAAAGAUUACUUUCAACAGUCAAGAGCAUCGCGAGGAACUUUAUAGCGGUCUAGAGUGGGAGCUCUUGGGGCUCACGCACCUGCGCACUUGGCUGUGGGCAGAUGCUGUUGCCUGUUUGCGUACCAGCAUCAUGGCACGCUUUGAUCCUGUUAGUGCAGAGAAGUUACUAGAUCUAUACCUUACUCGUCGGUACCCCUCCUCUGACGUACUGGAUCAAGAUGUGCUCCUAGCUCUUGUUGUGGAUAAGAUCUCUUACGAGAGUAGAUUCUACAACUUCCUCAACCUAGCCGAUCUUCGGGUUUUGAUCGACCUGUCUGCAUCUUCCGGUGUCGAUACCGUAAGAAAUCAUAUUUACACUCUUCCGUCCGCUCAAACUGGCAUUGUUGCUCUUACGGACAAGCUUCUGAACUACGUACAAGAGCUGAAUGACGACUAA
Molecule: messenger RNA, 2178 nt
Organism: Lachancea thermotolerans CBS 6340
Lineage: Eukaryota; Fungi; Ascomycota; Saccharomycetes; Saccharomycetales; Saccharomycetaceae
Gene: CHS6
Product: Chs6p
Exons: 1
Coding region: 1-2178 (725 amino acids)
Biological process (GO): Golgi to plasma membrane transport
Cellular component (GO): exomer complex
Molecular function (GO): protein binding
Source: RefSeq, a predicted model, not a curated record